AACUGCACAGCUGAACCUCUCCUCUCUUUCUCCAGCAUUCACUUCAUUAAUCUCACUAUGCCGAUUGGCAGCAGCCCAGAUUUUGAGAAAAGAUCAUUUGAAAUCAAGAAUGAUGACAAGUUUUUCUCAAGGCUUCUUACGAAGGAAACCUCAAAAACAAACCCUUCAUUUAGGGUUUACUAUGGAGAUGUACCUGGUACAGUGCCCUUCAUGUGGGAGACUAGCCCUGGCACCCCCAAACACCAUUCAUUCUAUGACACCUCUUUAAUUCCUCCUCUUACGCCACCUCCUUACUAUUCCACCAACAUCAAUAAACCCAUAAAAAGGAACUCACGAUCAAAACUUUUGUACACUUUACUCAGGAGAAUCAAUCCAAAGAAAGUUAACCAGUUUGGAAUGUCAUCUUCUUCUUCUUCAUCGAUGUCGUGUGUCCACGAAGGACGAAGACAAUUUUCAAGGCGUGGAACAAUGUUGGAUGACGAUCAUCAGGAAGUGUGCCCUUCACGAUUGAGUUUGAUCACGAAGAAAGCUUUGCUGUCCAUCGUUGGCCAUCGAUCUGGCUAAGGUAUUCUGAAAGAUUCAUCGUGUCCGUGACCGUCGCUUUCAUCUUUCCUUUGUGUUUGGGGAUGAAAUGAUCCAUCAAUCAGUUGAAGUGUAUGAUUUUAGUGAAUAAAACUCUUAUAACAUGUUUGGUAAUAAGUUUUAGAUAGCAAGGGUUAGUAUUAAGAAUUUAGAUAAUAAUGUCAAAAUCUCGUCCCGUAAAUUGUACCAAACACGUGCUUAAACUGAUUUGAGGAUAAAUGCAAAUUAACCUGUA
Messenger RNA from Olea europaea var. sylvestris, 817 nucleotides. RefSeq lists its product as uncharacterized. The transcript has 2 exons. NCBI's taxonomy places the organism in Eukaryota, Viridiplantae, Streptophyta, Magnoliopsida, Lamiales, Oleaceae. The record is from RefSeq and is a predicted model, not a curated record. Bases 58 to 564 code for a protein of 168 amino acids.